This is a messenger RNA of Marasmius oreades (fairy-ring Marasmius), 2691 nucleotides long. RefSeq lists its product as uncharacterized. Gene Ontology annotation, biological process: regulation of GTPase activity. Lineage: Eukaryota; Fungi; Basidiomycota; Agaricomycetes; Agaricales; Marasmiaceae. The record is from RefSeq and is a predicted model, not a curated record. The transcript is spliced from 12 exons. Bases 66 to 2570 code for a protein of 834 amino acids.
AUUUCCCCAAUCGAGCCCGUUUGUGUACAGUACCAGUCCUCAUCCUGGUACCACCACCCUACUCCAUGGCUGAUCCCUGGGAUGACGUGGGCGUCCAUUAUGGAGGGUCCACUGAAUUCCUAGUAUCAGCAGAGCUCUUCGUGUCUUCAGCGGCGGGCUCCGCGUUACGCAAGCCACCUAAUUCAAAGAAAAGGACCGAUAGGCGAGAGAAUGGUUCCACCGACGAGAGGAGAAUCAAAGAGAAGACAAGCUGGCUUUCUCUGACCAAGGGUCCAGCUGUAGCGGGUCACUGGAGGCCGGCGACGUGUAGACUAUCUGAAGAGGGAGAGAGAUGCUUGCUCAAUAUUUACGUCGAUGAAUCCAUUCUAUACCAAACGCUAUCUAUUCAUCUGCUGAAUCACACCGAUAUCCGUCAUGCUCACCCUUCCCUCUUUCAACGCAAGAACUGUCUCUCAAUGAACUGUCUCGCAAUAUACUGCAUCGCCGGGAAACGGUGGUCCUCUACGAGUACAUCCGACGAACCUGUAUACUUGCAAUUUGCCUCUGCCGACCUCUGCAAUACUUGGCUGGCCCUCUUGCGGUCUUACGCACUUCCUGAAAUCUAUGGAAGGUGUUUUUUCCCGGAUGAAGGAGGCUCAUACAGGAUGUGGCGGCAGGUGGAGCUCGCCGUGCUUCAAGGAAGAAACCUCGGCAAUAGCAAACCAUUCGAUGUUGAUGAAGACUCGUCCUCACCUUCCGACCCGGAUCCAGUCGAUAUGGACGUUUAUUGCGAAGUCAAAUUGAACGACGUGUCCUGUGGUCGCACGACAAUCAAGAAUGGCGUUGAAUCUCCCGACUGGCAUGAAAACUUCACAUUUUCGGAUCUUCCGCCAUUCGAAAACCUAGAUAUUAUUGUUUGGCGGGAGAAGAAGCUCUUCAAGUCAAGUAUGUUGGGCACGAUUCGGAUAGCACUCAGUAAUUUCCCCCGAGGCGAGGCGGUCGACGCCUGGUUUCCUGUGUUACAUGCAGGACCGGUGACAGGUGAUCUGCAAGUCGGCGAACUUCGUUUGAAGUUGAGGGUGGACGAAGAACUCAUACUGCCAUUGGCCACUUAUGAAAGAUUACUUCGAAAACUUCGUUCCAGAAAUUUCUUGGAUUGGCUUACAGAUUUCGAGAGUAAACUGAAAUUGAAAACAGUUGCCUCGCAACUGAUGUCUAUGGCAGUGGCGGAAAAUAAACUCAUCGAACAAGUACAGACGCUCGCAGACAGGGAAGUUGAUGGAUCCGUAUCAUCCCACCAAACUCUAUUUCGUGGCAACAACCCUUUGACCCGAAUUGCCGAACAGACUAUGGCUUGGUAUGGCAUGGAGUUCUUAGAAACCUCUAUCGGGAGUGUGUUGCGCCGACUUAUUUCUGAGAAAGUCAGCAUAGAAGUUGAUCCUAUGCGGAGUGGAAAAAGCCAGAAAGAUAUCGAGCGCAACGUCGAGUUACUCAUCAGCUGGUGUCGAAAAAUCUGGACACAAAUCUUUACUUCUCGGCAAGCAUGCCCCCCAGAGAUGAGACGGUUAUUCCGCACCAUCCGUGAAUUGGUUGAGAAGCGUUUCCCUUUGCAAGAUAAUCGCGAAUUACAUUGGAAAUGCGUAUCUGCAUUUGUCUUUCUCAGAUUUAUCGUACCUGCUAUACUGCACCCGCAUCUGUUCGGUUUAUGUCCAGGUCUUCCUAGCGAAAGAGUUCAGCGCAGUUUGACAUUGAUCGCCAAAGUCAUACAAAGCCUCGCAAAUCUGAAUGCAUCCGUCCAGAAAGAGGAGUUCAUGGUUGGCGUGAAGGACUUCUUGAAGGAAAGUAUACCUGCCAUGAUAGACUAUCUCCUAAUUGUGUCUACGCCGGGUCCAGAAGACACACGCAAUGGAACGAGUCGCAGUUCGGACCAUGAUCAUACGAAGGUUGUCAAUUCCUUACAGAAGCGAAUGUCGACCAUGCCAGUUCUGUAUAGAGAGGCGAUACCAGUCCUGCCUCAUCUUCUGGAUCCAGCAAGGCACCUCGCCGUUAUCACCUCAGCCGUCAUCCGGACGUCUCGAACUUACCUGUCGGAUACCAAUGCUCAAGAAUCUCGAGACAGCCCGCUAGAAGAGCUUUACUCGAGGUGCGUCGAAGUGGAAGAAAAAGCCCUCUAUCGUGUCAGCCAGUUAGCUGCCCAGCUUUCUGCCAACCAAAGGAAGGUCCCGAAGGGGAACGAAACCGAAACGACAUUUGCUUUUUCACCCUCGUCUCCUACCACUCCCACCAGUCCUCACUCAACGAAGUCCGAGCGUCCCUCGACAGCGCCGUCUGUUUCUGAUGCAGAUAACUCGCGGCGACGCAUGUUUGACACCAGUAACCCCGGACCCUUCGUCAAGACUUUAGAAGCAAAGUCGCCCCUACCCCCCCGUAAUAAACUGCUGCAUAUCAAAUCAACCUCCACCGAUUCCAUAUCUCCAAUUUCGCGCUCACCUGCUUCCAAUAUUGCGGGGGGAAUCCGACAAGAAAUGCCCAUCGAUGUUUUGGAUGACCCAGUUAAGAGGAAAAAGAAAUUUGGCAUAUGGCGACGGUAGUUUGAGUUGGGCAACUGUUAUUUUCUUAUGUAUUGUGUUAUCUUAUAUGGUGUAGUCCCACUCGCGUGUAUUUCGUGCUAAGUAUUUAUCACAUACCAUAAUAAUCUGGUGUUUCCCCAAG